Dendrobium catenatum is the source of this 1339-nucleotide messenger RNA. RefSeq names its product BAG family molecular chaperone regulator 8, chloroplastic. The record is from RefSeq and is a predicted model, not a curated record. Gene Ontology annotation, cellular component: plasmodesma. The transcript has 2 exons. Lineage: Eukaryota; Viridiplantae; Streptophyta; Magnoliopsida; Asparagales; Orchidaceae. The coding region runs from base 82 to 1017 and encodes 311 amino acids. Gene Ontology annotation, biological process: protein folding.
UAUAUAACACAGCGCGCUCCCAAAACCCCAAUCUUCUCCUCCUCCGACGAUCACCUCUGCCCCUCACUCUCAAAAGACCAGAUGACUCCCCAUCACCACCACUACAGCCACCACCAUGAAAAGAAUCUUUGCCACCAAACCCUAAGCAACCACCCUUACUAUUGCUCUUCCUGUUGUUGCUCCUGCAACUGCAACUCUUCUUCCUCUCUUCCUCCUCCUCCUCUUCCAAUCUCCACAGACCAAUUCUUUCAAUCCAUGGCUACCAACAUCUUCAAAACCCAAUCUUUUCAAAAACCCCAGCAAGUUCUUUCCCAAUCCCUCCUCCAAGAUCUCAUCCACCGUGUUUCCUCCCUCGAAUCGUCUCUUUCCCAACUCUCCUAUCAAACUCCUCGUACUCCAUCGGCUCCGCCUUCUCCCUCUCUCCGGCGAAGAACAUCUACUCCGUCUCUCCGGGAAGUGGCUGCAAGGACGAUCCAAGCGCGGUUCCGUCGAUUCCUAGUCCGACGAUCCCAGACGCUUAGGGAUCUCAAGCGCUUGGCUUCCAUCAAAUCCAGCGCUUCCGCGCUGCGGUCGUCAAUCUCCGGCGACGCAGAUGCGGAGCUGGAGGCCAUUUCUCAGGAAGCAAUGGAUCUACUACUCCAGCUCGAUUCCAUCCAGAGUUCCGAUCCGAUGAUUCGGGAUGGGAAACGAUCGAUUAGCAGAGAUCUUGCGAGAAUGCUAGAGUUCGUCGACAAUGUGUUGGCGAGGGAACGGCGGCUUUCUCUUCGAGAAGUGGAGACAGUGGAGGACGCUGCGCCGCCGCCGGUGCUGCGUGCGAGAAGUGCUAAAAGAGUGAGCUUUGCAGAUAAUGGUAGAGGGAUUGAGGAAGAAGCCAAAGAGGGGAGUGGGCUUUCUAGGUUUUUGGAGGAGAAGGAAGAAGCUUUUGGGAAUGGUAAUGGUGCAUUUCACGGCCAGAAUCGUGGUAUUGGGCUCUCUGCUCCACAGCCACUGCAAAUGGAACUAAGGUUAGGUCUCUGAUAUUGAUCUGUACGAUUGGAGUAAGAAUUGCUUAUGUUGGAGAUGGAGGGUUUUCUACUGUUUUGUUUAUGGUUUUUUGCUCUCUGGACUUGGGAUUUUAAGAGGGAUAAUUGCAAUUCUAGGUCUUAAUUUAGGCUAAUUAGGCUGAUUUUGAUGGCUGCUUCGCUUAGUCCUGUUUGUUAUAUGUGACGCUGGCGCCUUGAGGAUUCAUUAGAUAGCUUUUCUGCUUCAGGCUUCGAAUGUGAUGAUCUUGUUGUGUUGUGAUUGUUGUCUGAUAACGAAUGAUAACAUUUUUUUAGUAUGAAAUAAGAUUAUAUGAUGA